Messenger RNA from Dunckerocampus dactyliophorus (ringed pipefish), 1829 nucleotides. RefSeq names its product teleost multiple tissue opsin b (gene tmtopsb). Gene Ontology annotation, cellular component: membrane; photoreceptor outer segment. Gene Ontology annotation, molecular function: G protein-coupled receptor activity. Gene Ontology annotation, biological process: visual perception; G protein-coupled receptor signaling pathway. The transcript has 5 exons. Lineage: Eukaryota; Metazoa; Chordata; Actinopteri; Syngnathiformes; Syngnathidae. The record is from RefSeq and is a predicted model, not a curated record. Bases 398 to 1591 code for a protein of 397 amino acids.
AGUGAGUGAUUGUCUCCCAGCAUUCACACAGAUAAACUUCUAAAGCACCAAAGUAUUUGUGUGGAAUAUGAUGGUUUCUCAGCAUAGAAACAAAACGUGUUUUUUUAAAUGAACAAUAGCAUGCGAGUGUAUAAUUGCCCCUCAGCAUUCACGUUCAAUGACUGUGAUUAGCUCUGAUUUGUGUUGUCAGGCGCAUGCUCAGACGCUGACUCUGUGUCCAGAUGCUGUGUUUCUCUCUCCGUGGCGCACCGGCAGGCGCAGUGGGCGAUAAAAGCGCAGACAUGCGAAGACGGAGCGCACUUCGCCUGCUGAGGAGCGCUGGGCGGAGACACGCACCCAAAAGUCCCACCCCCUACACCCUCCGAGAACCGGGUGGUUCGGCUCCAAACUUGGCGGUAUGAUCGAUUCCAACGUGAGCCUGAGCUGCGCACACUGUCCCGAGGGAGGAUCCACCACCACGGCCAAGUACGAGGAGGUAUCCGGCUCUCUGCCGCCGCCUCCAUCCCUCAGCCCCACCGGGCACCUGGUGGUGGCCGUGUGCCUGGGCUUCAUCGGCAGUCUGGGCUUCCUCUGCAACUUUGUGGUGUUGGCCAUGUUCCUCCGGUACCGGGCUCUGCGCACGCCUAUGAACCUCCUCCUGGUGAGCAUCUCAGCCAGCGACUUUAUGGUGUGCGUACUGGGGACCCCCUUCAGCUUUGCAGCCAGCAUCCAGGGACGCUGGCUGAUUGGACGGGCGGGCUGCGUCUGGUACGGUUUCAUUAACGCCUGUUUGGGCAUCGUGUCGCUCAUAUCCCUGGCCGUCCUGUCCUAUGAGCGCUACUGCACCAUGAUGGUGCCCAACAUGGCCGACGGCAGAGACUUCCGCCCGGCGGUGGUCGGUAUCUGCUUCUCAUGGUUGUACUCUGCGGCGUGGACCGUGCCCCCACUGCUGGGCUGGAGCCGCUACGGCCCCGAGGGUCCCGGCACCACGUGCUCGGUGGACUGGCACACGCAGACGGCCAACAACGUCUCCUACGUGGUGUGCCUGUUUCUUUUCUGCUUGGUGCUGCCGUUCGGGGUCAUCGUGUUCUCGUAUGGCAAGCUGCUGUACGCCAUCAGACAGGUGCGCAGCGGCAGUUCGGUGGUUACGCGGAGACGAGAGCAGCGGGUGCUGUUGAUGGUGGUCACGAUGGUGGUCUGCUAUCUGGUCUGCUGGUUGCCGUACGGCGUGGUGGCACUGCUGGCCACCUUCGGCCAAAAGGAUCUCCUCACUCCGGAGGCGAGCAUCAUGCCGUCCCUGCUGGCCAAGUCGUCUACGGUGGUCAACCCCUUCAUCUACAUCUUCAUGAACAAACAGUUCUACCGCUGUUUCAGGGCCUUCCUCAGUUGCUCUGCCCCCGAUCGAGGUGCCACCCUCAAGACCUUUUCCAGAAUAACCAAAACCCUUCGCACCGUCCAACCUGAGAAGAAUCCCCACAUGUCCGCUGAUGCCCCCUCCUCAGCCCAGCCAACACCGGACUCCAUCCACGGGUCCUUCAAGGGAGCCAAUCACGCGUCCGACGUAAACUAUCCCCUGCGUAAACUGACUCUGGUGGCCCACUACAGGGAAUGACGGAACUGAAAAGAGGAACUCUUCGAACAGAAACUGGUCUGACUCCUGUUUGUAGUCUGUGUAAGCAUGCAUCAAGAGCACAAGUGUUUCCUUAAAGCGCUCCUGUGAACUUCCUGUUCACUGAAAGGAUGAAAUGUAAUAAACUUUGGUUGGUUGGUGUAGUUUUCGUGUACAGAUCAUUGACAUCGACUCCUGAAUCUGAGUUACUUAGAGUCACUCAUUAAAGUUCUACAGUUCA